AUGUUUGAUUUGAACAAUCUCCCGGACGAGGAAUACGAUGAAGAUAUUAUCAAUGAAACAUUGAAUAAUGAACCUUUUAUUGGUCAAACGUUUAACACUUUUCAAGAGGCAUAUCUUUUCUAUGAAAAUUAUGCCAAACAACAUGGAUUUACGGUUCGCAAAGAUCGGUCUCAUAAAAGAAAUGAUACGACAGUUAUACGUGAUAUUUGUUGUCAUCGUGAAGGAAAGAAGCGAUUAAAAUUAGUUGAUCUUUCUAAGAAUCAAAGAAAUAGGGGGUCAAUAAAAUGUGGGUGCAAUGCUCAUAUGUGUGUUACUUUGAAAAGGAGUUAUGAUAUAUUUCCUGAAGAAUGGCAUGUUACAACAUUUGUAAAGGAUCACAAUCAUGAAUUACUGUCACCCGAGGAAAUGCGUUUUCUUCCUGCUAACCGCAUUAUCACUCCAGAGGAUGAACAACAAAUUUUACUAUAUAAAGAGGCCGGGCUCAAUGUUCGACAGAUUAUUAAUGUAAUGGAACUUCAAAAACAAGUGAAACAUGGUGAUCUUUCUUUCCAAGAAAAAGAUGUUCAUAAUUUGUUUGCUAGAGUGAGAAGAGCACUUGGAGAUAAUGAUGCAAUGGACCUUAUGAAUUAUAUGAAAGCUUCAAAAGAAAAAAAUAAUAAGUUUCAAUAUGAUUACACGGUUGAUGAAGAUAUGAGGCUAGAAAACAUAUUCUGGUGUCAACCUCAAAGCUUCGAUUGGUAUGAAAAAUUUGUUGAUGUAAUUGUAUUUGAUACAACUUACAAGGUCAAUGCGUAUGACAUGCCAUGUGCACUUUUCGUUGGCAUUAAUAAUCAUGGAAAAACUGUUCUGUUUGCAAGUGUGCUUCUUCGUAAUGAGACUGUUAAAACAUUUACGUGGUUGAUGAAGACUUUUGUGUCCAUCAUGAAAAAACCAUCCAAGACAAUCAUUACAGAUCAAGAUCCAUGGAUGACGGAAGCAAUUGCAACCGAAAUGCCAACUACAAAACAUAGCUUUUGUAUAUGGCAUAUCACUUCCAAAUUUAGUAGUUGGUUUGCAGCUCUUUUUCGCACCGAGUACCAAAAUUGGUGUGGUGAUUUCUAUACACUUUAUAAGAUGACGUCUAUAGAAGAAUUCGAACAUAGUUGGCCAUUAGUUGUUGCAAAGUAUAACUUGCAAAAAAACAAUCAUGUGCAAGGCUUAUACAAAAUUAGGAAGUCAUGGGCUCCUGCCUAUCUUCGAAAUUAUUUUUUUGGUGGAAUGAAAUCAACUAGCAGAUUAGAGAGCAUUAAUGCUUUUAUUAAACGAUUUGUUUUCUCUCGCACAAGUUUGAGAGAGUUUGUUAAACAGGUUGAUUUAGCCGUUGAAGAAAUUGGAAUUCGCGAGGUGAAAGAUAAAAUGUCAAGUACACUUGCACUCGUUUCUUUAAAGACAAAAUCCCCGUUGGAAGCACAAGCUUAUGGAAUUCUUACACCGUUUGCUUUCAGCAAGUUUCAAGUUGAAUUUGAAAGAGCAAACCAGUAUUUGAUUGUACACGUUGAAGGUAACGACUUUAUUGUACGAUACUUUGACAGUGGAAAUCAUAAAAAUCAUAAGCAGAAAAAAAUGUCAACAACUACGGAGGAGGAUAAACGGAUAGCGACUAUUGCUGAUGGGAUAUAUACUUUUGUGUCCAUCAUGAAAAAACCAUCCAAGACAAUCAUUACAGAUCAAGAUCCAUGGAUGACGGAAGCAAUUGCAACCGAAAUGCCAACUACAAAACAAGCUUUUGUAUAUGGCAUAUCACUUCCAAAUUUAGUAGUUGGUUUGCAGCUCUUUUUCGCACCGAGUACAAAAUUGGUGUGGUUGAUUAGCCGUUUAAGAAUUGGAAUUCGCGAGGUGAAAGAUAAAAUGUCAAGUACACUUGCACUCGUUUCUUUAAAGACAAAAUCCCCGUUGGAAGCACAAGCUUAUGGAAUUCUUACACCGUUUGCUUUCAGCAAGUUUCAAGUUGAAUUUGAAAGAGCAAACCAGUAUUUGAUUUUCAAGAAUUUUGAGUUUUGGGAAAUACUUUGUCGUCAUAUAUUUCGGGCACUUCUUCACAAGGAUGUUUUAGAUACCGCCGAUAUACUUUCCUUUGCGUUGGAGUCAAGAUUCUUUUCAAGUGGUAGUGCAAUGCACCGUUAA
Messenger RNA from Erigeron canadensis, 2163 nucleotides. Its product is annotated as protein FAR1-RELATED SEQUENCE 11-like. Lineage: Eukaryota; Viridiplantae; Streptophyta; Magnoliopsida; Asterales; Asteraceae. The record is from RefSeq and is a predicted model, not a curated record. The coding region runs from base 1 to 2163 and encodes 720 amino acids. Gene Ontology annotation, biological process: regulation of DNA-templated transcription. The transcript has 7 exons.